Messenger RNA from Arctia plantaginis, 435 nucleotides. The record is from the annotation of a GenBank genome assembly. Lineage: Eukaryota; Metazoa; Arthropoda; Insecta; Lepidoptera; Erebidae.
AUGAAUUUCUAUGCGUAUCGUAUGAUGAUUCGUACACAUGAGGAGAAUGUCAUUCUGAAGUGCCGUCGGCUAUUCCAGCAAUUCGCUGUCGACAUGUAUGUCAAAGUCGAGACCGAACGUUUAGCGUUCAUCCGAUUCAAUCAGGCAAAUCUACGAUCUGAGGACUAUAUACACUUGCGUGAUGCUAUUCAUUCAGAUGGUGAUGUUCAGAAUAUUGGACGCCUGACGAUUCUCCCAUCAUCUUAUAUCGGAAGACCACGCCACAUGCACGAAUACGCUCAAGACGCUAUGACGUACGUGCGAAAUUAUGGAACUCCGGAUUUAUUUAUUACGUUCACAUGCAAUCCGAAGUGGACAGAAAUUGAACGUGAGUUAGACAUAAUCACCAGAGUAUUUCAGCAAAAAACUCAAGGUUAUGAUGGAUGUGCUUACUAA